CUAUUAUUAUUAUUACACAAUUAUUUUUAUUAAAAAAUGGGAGAGUUGUGCCGUUUUCGGUUGCCUUAGUGGCCGAAAGGCAAGUGAGAAUUUAGGAAAAGUGGCUUUAUUCAAAGCACCAAAAAUUCUGUGUAAUAACAAGACUAAAAAGAAAAUCAAAAUGAUAUCAGCAGCUGUAGAAAGUACAGAGGAUAAAAUACAGGAAGGGCCAAUUCGAUGUAUAUUUUUUUCCGAGUUUCAUCAUAUAGCUGGACCAAAGAUUACUUGUCAGGUACCUGAUAAUUUUGUAUCAAAAGAUAUAUUUGAUAAUGUCAGCGUUUAUAUUAUACCAAAGGCACAAUUACAAAGAAGUACGAUUACUGUGACAUUGAAAGAUUAUAAAAUUUUAGGAUUUCCUGUGAAAAUAGAUGAUAAAAAAUAUGCCAGAAAUGCUUUCUAUUUUAAUUUAUGUUUUGUAUGUGACUCAGAAGCUCGCACAGUUCAUUAUGAACCAGUAGUUAAGAAGAUGUCAGAUUUUCUGAUGGCUUUAGAAAUUGAGAACUGUUUCUUAUCCACUUCUGAUGAUAAAAGCAGAUUAGCAGAAAUGCUAAGACACGUAAUGCAAGAAUUAAAUUUGCAUAAAAUGUGUACACUGACAGAGGGAACAAUGACGUCGCAUUUAAAAGUAGUAAAACUUGCGCCAGAACCUAAACCGGUCCUCGAUCAUCAAGUGCCAAUAUUCUUAGAAGGAAGAGAAGCAUUUCAUAGUGAUCAAUGGGAUUUAACUACUCAGCAAGUUUUACCGUAUAUAGAUGGCUUUAAUCACGUCGCUCGUAUAGCAGCUGAAGCAGAUGUAGAAAACAAUUUAGUUAAAAGCUGUGUGCAAAAUUUAGCAUAUUAUAGCGUUGUAACCUUAAUUCCAAUAUUUCAAUACAGUAAUGUUUAUGCGGCAACACCAAAAUUAAAGCAAUUAGCAGAAGAUGUGAAAUUACAAGAAAGAUGUAUUUCGUAUGCAUCUAAAUCCUCGAGACAACCCGCAUACCUCAGAGAUAUAUAUCGUACUUAUGCAAGCAUGACUCAUAGCUGCAGUAUGAGGGACUUAUGUCAACGUUUGAAUCCACAAAAUUUGAGAAUUAAUGAAAGAAGAUUGGUCCAAUUUGGCCUAAUCGAAGGUUUUAUACGAAGAGUUUAUAAGUAUCCCAUACUUCUGCCUGGAGUACCAUAUAACGAAGAAACACGAAAUAAUCCUGUUUAUAAAUAUUUUACGGGAACAUAUAAUUUGGAUGAAAUUUGUUGUAGUACAGGUCAAAGUGUAGCACAAAUAGAAGAAAUUGUUGAACGCGAUCCAAAUAUCGUUAUGCUAUGGAAAUAAUUUAGUUCUAUAAAUUAUAUAUAUUUAUUACAUUAUUCAUAUUUUCUAUAAUACAGAUAUGUA
Molecule: messenger RNA, 1414 nt
Organism: Polistes dominula (European paper wasp)
Lineage: Eukaryota; Metazoa; Arthropoda; Insecta; Hymenoptera; Vespidae
Gene: Nprl2
Product: Nitrogen permease regulator-like 2
Biological process (GO): positive regulation of autophagy; cellular response to amino acid starvation; negative regulation of TORC1 signaling
Cellular component (GO): vacuolar membrane; GATOR1 complex
Molecular function (GO): GTPase activator activity
Source: RefSeq, a predicted model, not a curated record